AUGGAUGAUGAUAACAGUAAUAAUGACACUAGUGAUAAGAAUAACGAUAGUAAUAGUGAUAAUAGUGACAAUAGGGAUAAUAAAAAUAACAAUGAUGAUAAUAAUAAUAAUAAUGAUAAUAAUAAUAAUAAUAAUAAUAAUAAUGAUAGUAGUAGUAAUAAUAGCAAUAAUAAUAAUUAG
Loa loa (African eye worm) is the source of this 180-nucleotide messenger RNA. RefSeq lists its product as hypothetical. The record is from RefSeq and is a predicted model, not a curated record. NCBI's taxonomy places the organism in Eukaryota, Metazoa, Nematoda, Chromadorea, Rhabditida, Onchocercidae. Bases 1 to 180 code for a protein of 59 amino acids. The transcript has a single exon.